Molecule: messenger RNA, 2062 nt
Organism: Nycticebus coucang (slow loris)
Lineage: Eukaryota; Metazoa; Chordata; Mammalia; Primates; Lorisidae
Gene: SPATA2L
Product: spermatogenesis associated 2 like
Exons: 4
Coding region: 121-1503 (460 amino acids)
Cellular component (GO): cytoplasm
Source: RefSeq, a predicted model, not a curated record
UCAGCGGGUCCUCAACGUGAUCUGGGGGCGAAGGGGACUCUGGUCAGGACGCGGCUCAGCUGGCGCGUCUCCAGGGAAGCGGCACUGUCCGCACGGGGCGCGCACAGCUGCGGGGCCGAGAUGCCCAGGCUCGAGCGAGGGACGCCGCUCAGCCGGAGAGAGCCCUGCGGCGUGAGGCAAGGGAUGGGCAGCAGCUCGCUGUCCGAAGACUACCGCCUGUGCCUGGAACGUGAGCUGCGGCGCGGCCGCGCGGGAGUGUGCGGGGACCCCUCGCUGCGCGCCGUGCUCUGGCAGAUCCUGGUGGAGGACUUCGACCUGCACGGGGCGCUGCAAGACGACGCGCUGGCGCUGCUCACUGACGGGCUAUGGGGCCGCGCCGACCUGGCACCCGCGCUGCGCGGCCUGGCCCGCGCCUUCGAGCUCCUGGAGCUGGCCGCCGUGCACCUGUACCUGCUGCCCUGGAGGAAGGAGUUCACCACCAUCAAGACCUUCUCUGGGGGCUAUGUGCACGUGCUUAAGGGCGUGCUCUCUGAGGACCUCCUCAUCAAGAGCUUCCAGAAGAUGGGCUAUGUGCGCAGGGACAGCCACUGUCUCAUGGUGACCGCCCCACCCCCGGCCUGCCAGCUGGUGCAAGUGGCCCUGGGUUGCUUCGCCCUCCGGCUGGAGUGUGAGAUCCUGGGAGAGGUGCUGUCCCAGCUGGGCACCAGUAUGCUGCCAGCUGAGGAGCUGCUGCAGGCACGCCGGGCCAAUGGGGAUGUGGCCUCCUGUGUGGCCUGGCUGCAGCAGCGACUGGCCCAAAAUACAGAGCCACCACCCUUGCCCCCUAGAGGUGCCCCUGCUACUUAUAGGGCACCACUGGACUUGUACCGGGACCUGCAGGAAGACGAGGGCUCAGAGGAGGCCAGCCUGUACGGGGAGCCAUCUCCGGGCCCAGACUCACCCCCAGGGGAGCUGGCCUACAGGCCCCCACUCUGGGAGCAGAGUGCCAAACUGUGGGGCUCUGGGGGCCAGGGCUGGGAGCCCUCAGCUGAGGAGCUAUCUCAGGCCAGCAGCCCACCCUACGGGGCCUCAGAGGAAGAGCUGGAGCCCGAGCCCUCAGCCUUCUCCUUCCUUUCUCUGCGCCGUGAGCUGAGUCGGCCUGGAGACCUGGCCAUUCCUGAAGCCCCUAGGAGCCCUGGGGGCGCUAGCCCCAGCUGCAUGCAGCCCAUUGUGCGGCCCUGCCCACCUGCCGCCCCAGUCACUCACUGCGUGUGCUGCUUGGGGAGACCCGACGGCGCCUGUGGCUACAGCGUGCACAGAUGGACACUUUGCUCUACGACAGCCCUGGGGCCAGGCCCUAGGCCCAGCAGGGCCCCAGGUCAGGGGCCUUACUUCCCAUGGUGCUUCUCUUUGGGGGGUCUCAGGCCAAUGGCUACCCUGCCAUGGGGGAGUCCUGGGCACAACAGGAGAGGUUUAGAUAGUCCAGGACCCACUUGGGGGACAGACUGCCUUGCUUUACACUGAAAGUACUUCCCACAGGGACCAAGCCUAGACCCCAGCAGUAGCCUUCCCACAGGCUCCUGUCCUCAGUAUCAGGCCCACAGCCAGCUAUGUGUCCAAGUCACAGUGAUAAAACCUGUCCCUGAGGAGGACCCCUGACUGGCCUGCACUCCUGCUCUGUGAGGUCUUUAGUUCAGAACAUGCAGCCUCCCUCCACAUGUCCAGGGCAUUCUCCAAACAGGGCCCUGAAGGUGACACUGGGACCCCUGAGUCCCUGGGGCCAGUCAGGGGCUCUGCCUGGUGCACAGACCUGGCUGUGGUAUCCCUGGCCUUCCCCUUGGUGUCACAGGCCUGCCCGGAAUGCCUCAGCCACAGCCUGCAGGCCAGGGGAACAGGGGAAACUGGGUCCACAGACUGAACGUGAUGUGACCUCAAACCAGACAUGGAGGUGCCUAAGAUCUGCAGGUGGACAAGGGUUCUCACCAACAUCAUCCCAGCUUCCCAGGUGCAGACUGCUGGGCUCAAGGGAGGCCUGGAGGUGAACCUGCUGGAGGGGUCUGCCACCUCUGGCUGGUGCUCUCAC